Molecule: messenger RNA, 2141 nt
Organism: Olea europaea var. sylvestris
Lineage: Eukaryota; Viridiplantae; Streptophyta; Magnoliopsida; Lamiales; Oleaceae
Product: exocyst complex component SEC6-like
Exons: 19
Coding region: 330-2126 (598 amino acids)
Biological process (GO): exocyst localization; exocytosis
Cellular component (GO): exocyst
Molecular function (GO): SNARE binding
Source: RefSeq, a predicted model, not a curated record
AUCUAAAGGAAUCGAACCGAAUGAAUAGUACCUAAUUCGAACGAUUGCAUAAAUAAAUUUGACAUCGACAACUCCACGGGAUCUGGUUCGAUUCUCGUUAAAACCGAACCAAAUGUGACAAUACCCAACCUACUUCUCCGCACGAUCUAGUCGUAGAAUUCCUUCUGCUAAAUAUUAAUCACAAUUAUCUGAUCAUUCCAACAAUUGAAAAUUUGUUGGAGUUUCAUAUCAUCUGCGUCUGUCAACAGUUUUGUUCCCCUUUUCGCUGAGAGCUUAUGCAUAGAAAUUUACGAAUUUGAGGCUCAGAACUCUAGAGUAGGAGCAGAAAGAUGAUGGUGGAGGAUCUCGGGGUGGAGGCGAAGGAGGCGUCGGUAAGAGAGGUGGCGAAGCUGCUUCCGCUGCCGGAGCUCUUGCAGUCCAUUGCUUCCAUCAAAGCCGAUUACAUUGCUCGCCAACAGGCUAAUGAUGCACAUCUCAGUACAAUGGUUGUUGAACAGGUUGAACAGGCUCAAGCGGGUCUAGAAUCGCUUUCUUUAUCUCAGAAGACAAUAAACCAUCUACAAGAAAAUUUCGUGGAAAUUGAGAAGUUGUGUCAAGAAUGUCAGACAUUGAUUGAAAAUCAUGAUCAAAUAAAGCUCCUUAGUAAUGCAAGGAAUAAUCUGAACACAACUUUGAAGGAUGUGGAGGGUAUGAUGUCAAUAUCUGUAGAGGCUUCUGAAGCGCGGGAUUCUUUGAGUGAUGACAAGGAACUUACUAACACCUAUGAGAGGUUAACUGCACUGGAUGGAAAACGAAGGUUUGCAUUAGCAGCUGCUGCAUCUCACAAAGAAGAGGUUGGCAUACUAAGGGAAUACUUUGAAGACAUAGAUCACACAUGGGAGACAUUUGAGAAGACACUAUGGGGUCAUAUAUCCAACUUUUUUAAACUUGCUAAAGAGAGCCCACAUACCCUCGUUCGUGCAUUGAGGGUUGUUGAGAUGCAAGAAAUCCUGGAUCAACAACUUGCAGAAGAAGCGGCUGAGGCAGAAGGAGGUGGUGCAUUGGCAUCAAUAGCAAAUCCUCGUAGAAGUGCCAAAAAAUCUACCACUACGAGUGCCUCUUCUAGUAAACUUGCCCAACAGAAGUUGAAGGUUCAAGGAAAAGGCUACAAGGAUAAAUGUUAUGAGCAAAUAAGGAAGUCUGUUGAAGCACGUUUUGAUAGAUUGCUCAGUGAGCUUGUUUUUGAAGACCUUAAAGGAGCUCUGGAGGAAGCUCGAAUGAUUGGGGAGGAGCUCGGAGACAUAUAUGAUUAUGUGGCACCAUGUUUUCCUCCAAGGUAUGAAAUAUUCCAGCUCAUGGUGAAUCUUUAUACUGAGAGAUUUAUUCAGUGGCUGAGACUACUUAGUGAUAAAGCUAAUGAUCUUUCAAAUAUUGAAAUUUUGAAGGUAACUGGGUGGGUAGUUGAGUACCAAGAUAAUCUCAUUGGCCUCGGCGUUGACGAGUCACUUGCUCAAGUUUGUUCCGAGAGUGGUGCAAUGGAUCCCCUAAUGAAUGCUUAUGUUGAAAGAAUGCAAGCCACAACAAGGAAAUGGUACUUGAAUAUACUUGAUGCUGAUAAGGUACAGCCACCCAAAAAAACAGAUGAUGGAAAACUAUAUACCCCAGCUGCUGUUGACUUAUUUCGUAUCCUUGGAGAGCAAGUUCAAAUCGUACGAGAUAAUAGCACUGAUGUCAUGUUAUACAGAAUUGCUUUGGCCAUCAUUCAGGUAAUGAUUGAUUUUCAGGCAGCUGAAAGGCUGAGACUGGAGGAACCUGCUUCAGAAAUCGGUCUAGAAGCUCUUUGUGCGAUGAUUAACAACAAUCUUCGAUGUUAUGAUCUCUCCAUGGAGCUAAGCUCUAGCACGCUUGAAUCUCUUCCGCAGAAUUAUGCUGAGCAGGUGAAUUUUGAGGAUACCUGCAAAGGCUUUCUGGAGGUUGCCAAGGAAGCUGUUCAUCAAACUGUCAGUGUCAUUUUUGAAGAUCCAGGAGUUCAGGAAUUAAUUGUAAAGCUAUAUCAUAAAGGUAAUGAUUUUACUGCCACCCACCUUUCUCCUGAAGUUCCUUUCCAUAAAAUAGGGAGCAUACUAUUUAAAAUACAUUCUUCCUGAUUAGCACUAGCAUAA